This is a messenger RNA of Aedes albopictus (Asian tiger mosquito), 1905 nucleotides long. Its product is annotated as sodium/potassium-transporting ATPase subunit beta-1. The coding region runs from base 478 to 1428 and encodes 316 amino acids. Gene Ontology annotation, molecular function: ATPase activator activity. The record is from RefSeq and is a predicted model, not a curated record. The transcript is spliced from 5 exons. NCBI's taxonomy places the organism in Eukaryota, Metazoa, Arthropoda, Insecta, Diptera, Culicidae. Gene Ontology annotation, biological process: intracellular sodium ion homeostasis; sodium ion export across plasma membrane; potassium ion import across plasma membrane. Gene Ontology annotation, cellular component: sodium:potassium-exchanging ATPase complex.
UGAGGCACUCAUUCUAUCGAUUCGCCAAUUUUGACCAAAAUUUAUUUUCAUUCCCCUCGUUGUGCUGACCAGUACUUACCGCUUAUGUUCCGAAAUUACCAAACCCUCCAAGCUGGAUAAUUUUAUGCUACAGAUCUUCACAUUUAGUAGACUUGAUGUGAUUUAUGAUUCAAAUCCGAUCAGUCCUUAGUGGUCAACGCGAUCGACCGGCAGCCGGACGGUAACCGUUCUUGAGAACUAGUCCUCUCGAAAUACGUCAAACAUACGGGAAUGCAUCUGUAAUUUGUUCAAACGUGUUCCGGUCUAGAUCGAGCGCUCCAACUCCCGGCACUUUGCCACCGAAAUCUGCAACGAAAAUUGGUGAUACUGCCCCGGAUCCAGCAAGUGAAUACACAAGAGUGCUUUCACAUACACAAUAACCAACGCAGUGUUUAGUGCUAUUGCAAUUAUAAUAAGAAGUGCGACAAAAUAUAAAAAAUGCCGGAAAAAGUAGUCGACAACCAGUACACGACCUUCGUGUUUCCUCAAAAACCGGAAAAGCUGACGUGGAAGCAGUUCAUCUAUAAUGAGAAAACCGGCAAAGUGUUUGGACGCACGCGUUACAGCUGGGGAGCUCUCGUCGUGUUCUACUCUGUGUACUUUGUGAUACUGUUUUCGUUGUUCGCCGCCUGUAUGCAGGGUCUUUUCUACACCCUGAGCGAUCAGUAUCCCAAGUAUCAGCUGUCCGAUUCACUGAUUGGAAACAAUCCUGGCUUGGGUUUCAGACCUAUGCCAGGGCACGUCAAACAGGGCGCCCUGGUUUACUACACGGCUUCGAACCAGUCCCAGGUGCAACCAUGGUUGACCAGAAUUGAAGAAUUCUUGGAACCUUAUCGAGAUCCCUCCAGACUCCCAGGCGAAGGAAAAAAUCAAGUUAUUUGUAAUUCAACUGGUCGACCUGCUCCAGGAAAAGUUUGCCAUGUUGAUUUAUCUCAAAUGGGUCCUUGCAGCGCUGAAAAUGGAUACGGUUACAACAAAUCAACACCGUGCAUUUUCGUCAAGAUGAAUCGCAUCUACGGAUGGGUUCCCGAAUACUACGAGAUUGAUGAACUACCGGAAAAUAUGCCUGCGGAUUUGGUGGAUCACAUUAAAUCUUUGCCGGAGAAGGAACGCAAGCAAGUGUGGGUGAGCUGCAAUGGAAUCAGUCCAGCCGAUAGGGAAAUCAUUGGCCCCAUAGCAUACUACCCAACUCGAGGUUUCCCCGGAUACUUCUUCCCGUACAUUAACACACCUGGAUAUCUGAGUCCCCUAUUGGCUGUUCAGUUUUUGCGCCCAGGAAUCAAGCAAAGCAUCAACCUGGAAUGCCGCGUUUGGGCCAAGAAUUUGGUAUACCGCGGAGGACUCAACUUCCGUAUGGGCUCCGUCAGUUUAGUUCUGCUCAUCGAUUAGUACGGGCAGUGAAUUCCAUUCGCAAACGUUGCGAAUGAAUUGAUCAAACAGCGAACAUCAUUAGCACUACCAGGUUUUGUAGCGACAAUCUCGCGAAACGACGUGACGGUUGACACGAUUGAGAAACGUGUAACAUAUAGGAACUACCAUAUUUGUAACGUCAUAGCUGUCUGCUGAUGAAGGUGCUACGAAACCUAUCUGAUAAAAAUGCGUCUUACUUAUUUUUGUGAAUUACAUAGUGAUUUUAAUAUAUGAUUCAAGUUUUAUUGAGCCUUUUGCUUUAAAUAUUUCGUUUAUCAACAAGAUCGUAAUGCAUACAAUUUAAAGAACAAGGUAAAAACAAUUAAUGUAAGAAAAUUUACUACUGAGUAAUGAUAAUGUGUGACCUAAACUAACACAUAGACAAAACAAUGUAAAAGCAGGUACAACACGUAAACUAAAUUGAAAUAAAACCUGUCAUUGAUAGUGCAAAAUUCA